This is a messenger RNA of Zalophus californianus (California sea lion), 3331 nucleotides long. It is a transcript of the gene LMNA, whose product is annotated as lamin A/C. The record is from RefSeq and is a predicted model, not a curated record. The transcript has 12 exons. Bases 433 to 2430 code for a protein of 665 amino acids. Lineage: Eukaryota; Metazoa; Chordata; Mammalia; Carnivora; Otariidae.
AGCCCUCGAGCAGGCAGAACCAGGACGGGAGAAGCCCCAGGCCGAGCGCCGGGCGGGUGCGCGGGACAGGGUGGAGCCCCACUCCGCCGCCGCUCCGCGGUCCUCGCCCCUCCUCGCCUCCCCCUCACCUCCCGCGGCGGGUGUGCCGCGGCCCCUUUAAGAGCGGCGGCCCCUCCUCCCACUCCCUAGACCUAUUAGAGCCUCUGCCCGGCGUCGGUGACUCAGAGUGUCCGCGGGAGCGCCGCAGUCCCAGCAGCGCACCCAGAUCCCGAGGUCCGACAGCGCCCGGCCCAGACCCCGCGCCUGGCAGGAGCCCGCCGAGAGCCAGCCGGCCCGCGCGCUCCGACCCCGAGCAGUCUCUGUCCUUCCGCCCGAGCCCCGCGCCCUUCCCGGGACCUCUGCCCCGCGGGCAGCGUUGCCACCCUGCCGGCCAUGGAGACCCCGUCCCAGCGGCGCGCCACCCGCAGCGGGGCGCAGGCCAGCUCCACCCCGCUGUCGCCCACCCGCAUCACCCGGUUGCAGGAGAAGGAGGACCUGCAGGAGCUCAAUGACCGCUUGGCGGUCUACAUCGACCGUGUGCGCUCGCUGGAGACGGAGAACGCAGGGCUGCGCCUUCGCAUCACCGAGUCCGAGGAGGUGGUCAGCCGCGAGGUGUCCGGUAUCAAGGCCGCCUACGAGGCCGAGCUUGGGGAUGCCCGCAAGACCCUCGACUCGGUGGCCAAGGAGCGCGCCCGCCUGCAGCUGGAGCUGAGCAAAGUGCGCGAGGAGUUCAAGGAGCUCAAAGCGCGCAAUACCAAGAAGGAGGGCGACUUGAUGGCCGCCCAGGCGCGGCUCAAGGACCUGGAAGCUCUGCUCAACUCCAAGGAGGCCGCACUGAGCACAGCACUCAGCGAGAAGCGCACGCUGGAGGGCGAGCUCCAUGACCUGCGGGGCCAGGUGGCCAAGCUCGAGGCAGCCCUGGGUGAGGCCAAGAAGCAGCUCCAGGAUGAGAUGCUGCGGCGGGUGGACGCCGAGAACAGGCUGCAGACCCUGAAGGAGGAGCUGGACUUCCAGAAGAACAUCUACAGCGAGGAGCUGCGUGAGACCAAGCGCCGGCAUGAGACGCGGCUGGUGGAGAUUGACAAUGGGAAGCAGCGUGAGUUUGAGAGCCGGCUGGCGGACGCCCUGCAGGAGCUGCGGGCCCAGCAUGAGGACCAGGUGGAACAGUACAAGAAGGAGCUGGAGAAGACCUACUCUGCCAAGCUGGACAACGCCAGGCAGUCAGCUGAGAGGAACAGCAACCUGGUGGGGGCUGCGCACGAAGAGCUGCAACAGUCCCGCAUCCGCAUCGACAGCCUCUCGGCCCAGCUCAGCCAGCUGCAGAAGCAGCUGGCGGCCAAGGAGGCGAAGCUGCGGGACCUGGAGGACUCACUGGCCCGCGAACGCGACACCAGCCGGCGGCUGCUGGCCGAGAAGGAGCGGGAGAUGGCGGAGAUGCGGGCGAGGAUGCAGCAGCAGCUGGACGAGUACCAGGAGCUGCUGGACAUCAAGCUGGCCCUGGACAUGGAGAUCCACGCCUACCGCAAGCUCCUGGAGGGCGAGGAGGAGAGGCUGCGCCUGUCCCCCAGCCCCACCUCGCAGCGCGGCCGAGGCCGCACCUCCUCCCACUCCUCCCAGACACAGGGGACGGGCGGCAUCACCAAGAAGCGCAAGCUGGAUGCCGCCGAGGCCCGCAGCAGCAGCUUCUCGCAGCACGCCCGCACCAGCGGCCGCGUGGCCGUGGAGGAGGUGGAUGAGGAGGGCAAGUUCGUGCGGCUGCGCAACAAGUCCAGCGAGGACCAGUCCAUGGGCAAUUGGCAGAUCAAGCGCCAGAAUGGAGAUGACCCCUUGCUGACCUACCGCUUCCCACCGAAGUUCACCCUGAAGGCUGGGCAGGUGGUGACGAUCUGGGCUGCAGGCGCCGGGGCCACCCAUAGCCCCCCCACCGACCUGGUGUGGAAGGCACAGAACACUUGGGGCUGUGGGAACAGCCUGCGCACGGCUCUCAUCAACUCCACUGGGGAAGAGGUGGCCAUGCGCAAGCUGGUGCGCUCCGUGACGGUGGUUGAGGACGAUGAGGAUGACGAUGGAGACGAGCUGCUCCAUCACCACCAUGGCUCCCACUGCAGCAGCUCGGGGGACCCCGCUGAGUACAACCUGCGCUCGCGCACCGUGCUGUGCGGGACGUGCGGGCAGCCCGCGGACAAGGCUUCCGCCAGCGGCCCGGGAGCCCAGGUGGGCGGAUCCAUCUCCUCUGGCUCAUCGGCCUCCAGUGUCACAGUCACCCGCAGCUACCGCAGUGUGGGGGGCAGUGGGGGUGGCAGCUUCGGGGACAGCCUGGUCACCCGCUCCUACCUCCUGGGCAACUCCAGCCCCCGCACCCAGAGCCCCCAGAACUGCAGCAUCAUGUAACCUGGGACCUGCCGGGGCCGGCUGAGGCUGGAGGCCUCCUGCUUCCUCCUCCCCUCACGCCCACCCCCACCCUGCACCUCGCGGGAGGGGACUUGAAGCCAAAGAAAAUACCCCUUUGGUUUUUUUUCUUCUAUGUUUUUGUUUUUUUUUUUUCUAAGAGAAGUUAUUUUCUACAGUGGUUUUAUACUGAAGGAAAAACACAAGCCAAAAAAAAAAAAAAAAAAAAGCCCUUCUAUGUCCAUCUCCCCGUGCUUUCCCCUGCCUCCAGGAAACUCCAAAUCUGCCUUAAAACCAAAGAGGGCUUCUUCCAGAAGCCAAGGGAAAGGGAUGCUUUUACGGAGCCUAGUUUCUGCUUCUCUGCCCCGCCUGCUGCCCCCACCCCGGGGACCCGUGAACAUGGUGCCGGAGAGGCAGGUUGUGGAGUCUUCUCCGCCAGCCUCCGAGGGAGGGAGGUUGAGCCAGGCCCCUGGCCGCCCCCAUCCGUCCCCUACACCUGGCUGAGGCUCCGCUGCCUGCCCCGCCCCCAGCCCCCACCCCCGCCCCGGCCCCGGGGUGACUCCGAUGCCCGCCACCAGCCACACUUGCUUUUUCUGUAUUUUAUUUAGACAACAGAUGGGAAUAUGAGGUGGCAGAAGGGGGAAGAACGUUUCUCUGAGCCUCUGCCUCACCUGGAAGCUUGAGGCGUGGACUCGGUCCAGGUCAAGUGGGUGCAGGGGAGGAGGGAGAGGGAGCGUACCAGAAAGGGCGGGAGCCGGCUGUGGCCCCGUCCCAGAGGAGGAAGGUGAGAAGGGGGCGAGGGUGUGCGUCAGUGGUUUUGGCAAACACUAAAGAGCCCCUUGCCCCCCCAUUCCCCAUCGGCACCCCUUCUCUCCUCCCCCGAUCAAUACACUAGUUGUUUCUA